AUCUUAAAAUAUUUAUGCUUUGUAAUCGAUUUGGAUAGUUACAUGAAAUAUAAGUGAGAUUGAAUUCAACAUUCAAUUACAUCUUUUUUCUAAAAAUACAACAUUAAAAGAUAAAGAGCAAAAGACGUAACGCUAUAAAGAUUGUAACCAAUAACUAGCUCUGUAUACUUGAACUCUGACCUCCACCACAUGAGAGUCAAGAUGUCCGACGAAGGCAUGGGUUCAGGAGAGGAUGGUGAAAUGGAAUAUGUUCCCGUAGACGAGGAUGAACCAGAUGAAGAAGAAAUGACCGAAGAAAAAUCGGAACCCAAAGCUUACCUGCCUGGAACUCAACUUGAUGACGGCGAAGAACUAGUUCACGAUGAAAGUGCAUAUGUUAUGUAUCACCAAGCUCACACAGGUGCCCCAUGCCUCAGUUUUGAUAUCCUUCAAGACAGUUUGGGUGACAGCAGAGAAGACUUCCCCAUGACAGCCUACAUUGUCUGUGGUACACAAGCUGAAAGGUCACAUGCUAAUCAUGUGAUUGUGAUGAAGAUGUCCAAUCUUCAUAAGACAAAUAAAGACGAAGAGGACAAUGAUGCUGGAUCAGAGUCGGACAGCGAAGAUGAAGAUGAAAAGCCGGAGCUAGAAGCUGCCAUGAUAAAACAUAAUGGUGGUGUCAACAGAGUUAGGGCAACAACUGUUGGAGACAAAUCCAUAGCAGCAUCAUGGUCAGAAAUGGGGAAGGUGCACAUCUGGGAUUUGUCCAGGCCUCUAAGUGCAGUCAAUGACUCCAGUGUGAUGAGUAUAUACACCAGGAACCAGGAAUCUCCUCCACCAUUGUACACAUUUGGUGGGCACCAGGUGGAGGGAUUUGCCAUGGAUUGGUCAUCUACAGAACCAGGAAAGCUGGCCACAGGAGAUUGCAAUAAGAAUAUCCACAUCUGGACACCUAAAGAAGGAGGAACAUGGCAUGUUGACCAGAGACCCUAUACUGCACACACGGCCUCAGUAGAGGACAUACAGUGGUCACCAAAUGAACCCAAUGUAUUUGCGUCAUGCUCAGUGGACAGAUCAAUACGGAUAUGGGAUGCUAGAGCAGCACCAAGUAAAGCAUGUAUGUUAACUACUGAAAGUGCACAUGAAAGAGAUGUCAAUGUGAUCAGUUGGAACAGAAAAGAACCUUUCAUUGUAUCUGGGGGAGAUGAUGGCAUCUUAAAAAUCUGGGAUCUGAGACAAUUUCAAAAUGGAAAAUCUGUAGCCUUGUUCAAGCACCAUACUGCUCCAAUCACAUCAGUGGAAUGGCACCAGGCAGACUUCUCAGUGUUUGCAGCCUCGGGAUCUGAUGAUCAGAUUACGCUGUGGGAUUUAGCUGUGGAAAGAGACUCUGAAGCACCUGGAGGGAGUAAAAUGGAAGAGCCAGAGGUGCCUCCUCAGUUAUUGUUUAUACAUAUGGGACAGACAGAUAUUAAGGAAUUACACUGGCAUCCACAGAUUCCUGGACUAAUAUUGAGUACUGCUCAUAGUGGAUUUAAUAUAUUCAAAACAAUAAGUGUAUAGCAGGAGAAGAUAUGGAGGAGCAUGGUUUUAAUUUUUACAAUCCUUUUGGGAAGAAUAACCAUUGUUAUUGUUUUUCAGUUUACUUGAACUAACAAGUAAGAGAUGAAGUCAACUAAACAAUUCGCCAAAAAA
Molecule: messenger RNA, 1671 nt
Organism: Lingula anatina
Lineage: Eukaryota; Metazoa; Brachiopoda; Lingulata; Lingulida; Lingulidae
Product: glutamate-rich WD repeat-containing protein 1
Biological process (GO): ribosome biogenesis
Cellular component (GO): nucleolus
Molecular function (GO): protein binding
Source: RefSeq, a predicted model, not a curated record